Molecule: messenger RNA, 25941 nt
Organism: Porites lobata
Lineage: Eukaryota; Metazoa; Cnidaria; Anthozoa; Scleractinia; Poritidae
Source: the annotation of a GenBank genome assembly
GCAGAGAGACCCGUGAAGUAAAAUGUGAGGCCAUGGAAGGUGGAGUAUUUUCGCUUCAUCUUUGGGUAUUCUGUAGCUCUUUUAGUUGACUAAAUGGCUAGACCUACCCUUAGUGCCGAUCUUGAGUUCCACAUUCUUCAUAAUUAUCCUUGGGUCAAGCUACCGUCGAACUUAAAGCAGGUAAAAUCAUGUUCAUCUUCUAUGCCUAAAAUGUAUGGCCAUGGUGCUUUAUCGUUGGUCUAAUAAUCUUUUUAGCCUUUCUUAAAUGGUGUUAACUGAAGAAUGAAUGUGAAAGAAUUGCUCUUGAGAAAAAGGAGAAAUACCUUUAUGAAUACUGCUCAUUGGCUUUCUCUUGUCUCAAUGGUUACGUGUACAGCGAUCAUACAUCAAUUUGAAAUGGAAAUUAAAAGUGGAUUUAUUUCUUAAAUAAGCUCAAUGUCGGCAUUUAGUGGCUAAAAUUCUCACAAUUGCCUUUUAUAUAUUUUAACGUAGUCGUUGGGUAACAGUCAAAAGGAGUGGGAAAAAUGUGUCUUCGACUACAGUGUACGAAACCAGCUGAGAUAUCGAGGAAAUAUUGGUGAGUGAAAUGUUUACUUUUGGUUUCCAAUUCUUACUUUCACAUUUUCAGCUUAAUUUCAAAAUGGUCCCUUAUAUUAAAAAAUAUUAAGUAGAAGCAAAUGUUUUUACUUUUCCUUUGCUACUAUGCAGCCAUAUCUCAAGGAAGCUAAAGGACUUAAAAGACGGUCGCUUUAAUAUUAUUAUUCACACGUCAGUAUAGUGUCAUCUUUACGAUUUGUGCUGACUAUACACUCCAGCUAUAAAUUGUUUAUAAUACAGAGUAUUUUAUUGUUUUAACAUCAAAAGUGUAAUUAACCAACUUGAAUCUAACAGUUUAUAGACAAUAAGGGGAUUGUUAUGUUUUUGUGCCUAUAGAUUUGUAACUGAAUGUUUUUAAUAAUCACUGGAACAUUUUUCCUUGGUAAUGCACAAGGAAAUAUCUCCUUGGAUUUGUGCCUUAGCUAAGGCUGUAUCUCUUAACUCUGAUUGACAUUAGCAAAAAAUAAUCUAUACACUAGAAGGUGCCUAAUUGGUAAGGGGAGUUAUGAGAAUGACAAGUAAAAUCAUUCCUGUGAGUUCUUUUGAUAUAUUGGCAACUUCUCCUCACUUCCUGUGUAAGAAACAUAUGGGCACAAGAGAGGAGAAUCUGUAUUUUGAUAUUAAAUAGAUAUCUGUUAAGUAGACAAUUACAAUUUCUACUGUGUAAUUGUAAAGGAAUGAGUUUUUUGCUAUAUUCUCUGUGACCUAAUGCAGCAAAAAUGGCGUAAAUUUCAAAUAUAUUAUGUAGAAAUUAUAAAGAAGAUUGAUUUUGAAAAUCUUGAAUAAACUGAGUAUCAAUAAUUAAAAAGCAGAGUAAUUCCUAUGCUUUAAAGAUUAAGUACUGCAAAUGUGUUCUUGACAACAGAUUAUUUGAAAUACUAUUGUUAUAUAUUUUUUGUCACUGUCAAAACUCAGGGUCUUUAAAAAUAAAGACUGCAUUAAGAAAACAGCCAGAAUUUUGCUACACCACCACUGGUUUUCCCGUCUGAGGAACAAGUGAAGAAAUUCUCUACUAAUGAUGUCUCACCGCCCAACUGUGUGUGUUCCUUCUGAUUAAUCAUUCCGCGCUGAAAAUUUGCUUCAACAAGUCAGAAGCACUAUCCAGGUUUGCCCUCUGUGGGGUGGUGUCAUGUCAUCAGUACGGGAAUUUCUGCGUGCACUCCUCAGAUAUAAGCCAUUGAAAAAUGUUGGCUGGUUUCUCCGGCUCGAGGAGCGGGUGCUGUAUAUUUUCACAUCUCCAGAUUGUUAGGUAUUCUAGUCUUUUCAAAUGUUAUGGAUGAAAAACUGUAGCUCCUGUCGGACAACACUUUCUCUAAGCUCACUCUUGUCCUGACUGGAGGAAUAUAAAAAAAAGCAAUAGGGGCGUAAUAAAUUAUAGUGGUUGGAGUGAUCAACAAUGAAGGAUCCCGGUCAUUUAAAAGCCAUGUUAAUCACCAUCUUUUAGUGUCCUGAUUUAUGUAGCUGUUGAUUGUUGUAUCUUUAACUUCUGAGUUGCUGUGAACCAUUGAUUGGCCCUUUUGGAUCACUUCUGUAAUGCACUUUUCAUUCCUUUUGUGACUAUUGUUCACUUUUUGCUUGUUAUAUACAAAAAAACUGAUCCUAUAGCCUAUUCCAGGCUCUAAGAUAGUAAUGUGAAGUCUUGCAGUAAAAAGUGAUGAGAAAAACAGAUGUUGGCUGGGGAGAGUACCAUCUGAGAGGCUUGUUCAGGCUACUGACCCUAUUUUCUUUUUCCAAGCAACACUUAAAUGGAGCCCAGCUCUGUUAUGUCGGUUUACCUUGCCAAUACUGUUUAGGUGUUCUAAACUGGUUUACGUUUAAGGCCAAUACAGUUUAAGUGUUCUAAAUCUAAAUCUAAAUUUUAUUUGUAAGAGAAGAUAUGAGCUUCUGAUUGGGGCAAAGAUGACUGGCCGUUUAAAGCAAAUGUCCAUAGAGCAGGGUUUCACCGUAAAAUAAUGUCAUGAAGUACAGUGUAUGCGAGAUAUAAUUAAGAUGUGUGCAAUUGUUAAUGUUUUCAGUGCGGCAAGUCAGAAGGGACGAGAAAAAGUAUUAUGAAGAUUUACUUCAGUACAGUAAACAGCAUCUCAUGGUAAGUUGGUUGAAAAACACUCAUUUUGUUACCCCAUGCUAAAGUGCUUCAUCCUUCACUGUAUAUGUUAUGUUUGAUAUGGAUGGGUGGUUUAAUAUUCAUAACUUGAAUUAUCCAUAAGUUGUUGUUAUGUGACUUUUCUAGUCCAAGUGAAACCACUCAAAAUUUACUCUUGGUCAUCAUUCUUUAUUAUCACACACAUGAUGCUUAUUGGCAUUGCUGAUCCUAGCAGUAUGCAGUUCGCAGGUCAUAUAUGAACCUGGCUUGUACAUGGGGUAGCUUGCCACGAGGCCUUCACAGCUCAGUGGUUAGAGCAUCCCGACCAGUGUGCAGAAGGUCUAAGUUCAAUUUGCUGUUGGGGACUUGGAUAUUUCUCUUUGUCCUGCACUCGUGACAUGAUGAUCACAUCUUUUCUUGUAUCAUUUUAAUUUAUUUUUUUCAUUGACAGCUCUUCCCAUACCAUCUGUCAGAUGUCAUUGUCAAGGGCCUGAGGAUCACUCCAUUUUCUUAUUACUGCAGCAUUAUGGAGAACAUCAUGUCCAAUGAGAGGAGCUAUGACUCAUUACCCAACUUCACUGCAGCUGAUUGUGAGUCAAGGCUUCUUUCUCUCUUUCUAGAAAUUUAGGGGACAUUCAGUCAAAGCACUGCUGAACUAAUGAACCUCAAACAAAAUACACGCCAAAAACAGCCUGAACCUUUAGCAGGAGUAAAAAGAUAUUGUUGCUAGAUUGCAAAAGCUGAACCCCGGAGAGGCUAUUUCCUGUUGGGCUAUUUAAAGAAAAUGAACUUUUGAAUAUACGAAGCAUGUUUUGACAGGCACAUAAGCAUGUAAUUUAGAAUAAAAAAACUGUUUUAUACUCAAUUUUUUUUUAAACAAUACAUUCAUGAGUUCCCCACAGUUUUAACUUUGAUCUGAACUUCCAAGGAAAAUGAAAAUUGGUUUGAAAAAUCAGUUAAAGUUGCAAAAAUUGAGGGCGGUGUUGAGUCACAACAUUACAAAUGAAGUUGUCUUAUUCGGACCAAGAAUGUCUGAGACAAUAACAUUAUAGCACUCUGGCAUGUCAAUGCAUGUAGCAUCUUUAUUUGCAAACAAAAUGUACACGUUGCUGUAAAUUGAAAAAUUUAAGGCAACUUAACAAAACAAAACCAAUACUUUAUUGAUACACAUGUUACAGGUCAAAAUUAAAUUCAGGUCAACAUUUUUUAACCUGGGUCUUUUCUUAAUUUCCUUUGUCUGUUAGCCCUAAUUCAUGAAUAAUAAGGGCUAAGAGACAAAGGAAAUUGAGAUUCUUAGGCUAAAAAAUGUUAGCCUGAAUUUAAUUGUGACCUGUAACAUUGUAAGCAUUAAUUUUGCGUGGAGUUUAGACUGCAUUUCCUUCCAUUUACUGUAACAGGAACCCACAGUGAAAAAAGAUGAUUACAGUAGUAGUUCACUUAACAUGUGAUCAGCUCUUGCUUUUUUUCAGCUUGAAACUCUUUUGUAUGAUGUCUGAAGGGAUUCUGAAAGGUGCGCUUAAAGGGAGGUGGGGCGGGAAAAAAAGAAAAAGGAAGGGAGAAAGACCGACCCUUCUCUACCCAGUUUCCUCUCGAUCUUUUUGUGUUCGCACUUUCUUAAUUCUGUGGACCUGACUAUCUCAGAGCCUGGAACGGGCUAGGGGUAUUGGAAAUAAGAGAUGGCCUAUUCAGGAAUAUUUUUUUAUCUUGCAGGUUUGAGGCUGUUGGCAGUUGGUAGAAAUCAGUACAUUGAAUUGAUGAAUACCUGUAGAUCAUCAAAGGUAUGAAUUGAUAUAGAAUUAUAAAACAAAUAUUUAAUAAUAUUGCUCCUGGCUCCUUCUUUGCAGUUAAUAAUCUUGUACUUGAUGCCCAGUGAUGCAUGGUAGUGAAACUUAUAUACUUAGCAGGGUUUAACAGCCUACUUCCUCCUAGUCUCCCGUGCAGCCGUUUUUUGGAUGUCACGCAAUGCUCCCCCAGGGGAGCCUUGCGUGACAUCCAAAAAACGGCUGCAAGGGAGACUAACUUCCUUUUAAAGUGAGGAACUGUUACCAGCUGACUUAAGAGCACACACAAUCCUGCUUUUACAGAAUCUUGUCCAUAAUAGGCUUGUUUUUUUUUUAGAAAUUUUUCAGAAAGAAACCUGUAAGAGAUCUAUUACCAACUAAACCUGCAGUGCUGAAAGUCUUAGAACCUUGGUGGAUUGUACAGAUUGGUUAUGUGACAGAGGAUGACAUCAGGGUAAGUGAAAAAAGCCUCAGAAAAAGUCACCUGACAUUUUUUUCUUCUGCCGCUAAUGAUAAAGAAGUCAUUAGUUGUACUACAGGGCAUUUUUAGGUGAAGUAAAGGGCUUUCUUUUUUAGUUCCAAAAGUUUCUUUUUUCAUGUCACAACUGCUUGUCCAAAUUGACAACAACCAGCAGCUGGUUGAAAACAAAAUGAACUAAUUGAUUUCAAAAGAAUGUAAGUGAUAAUUUUACUAGAAAUAGCUGCUCUAUGAUCACCAAUUUAAUUUUCUGCAAGUGUGCUCUUGAAAAGUGAAUAAUGUAAUACAGGCUUAAAAAGAGGUUCUUGCUAAAUUGAUGCCCUUUUCCCAUAUUUCAACCCUCUUAGGUGUGAUGGACAUGUAUGUUUUGGUGCCUCAUACAAAGGGCUUAUUAGAGGCUUGGUGCCAAAACGAUUGAAGUGAUUUUAAAAUUUGCUUGCUACCUCACUCUUAACGUGUUGUUUGUUUUGAUAUAGAUGUGUUCCAAUGCUGAGCAUCAAGCAAUUGACUCUAUCAUUGACAAAGGACCAAUUGAAGCUGGGGCCAUGGACCUCAAGGUUGUACAAGGUAAUUACAAGCUGACCAGCUUUGUGACUUGAUCCUGAGUAGCCAGAGGGUCUGGUGUGUUUGAUCUGACCCCUUUGGCUUAGCAAACUCAAAUUAACAUUUUACCGCUCUACAUUCUCUUGUUUGAUUCCAGUACUUUAUAGGGGUUUAUUUUAGAAGUGAAUUGGGUUUGUUCAAAUUUUCUGAAAUGUUUUUCAUGGAAUGUUAUUGCACUGUCAUCACUCUGCAUGAGGCAUUCUAGUAAGUUUAAGUCUGUGUUUCAUUUAGUGUAAGAAGAGAAAAACUGAGUUUCGAAAUGUUCUGAAGGUGCGCACAUACAGAACCCAAAGCUGUGAAAAAUGGUAAACCUGUCAAGUUAGAAAAUCAUAGAACCUACGAACCAGGGUUGUCAGUUGAGCUUUUUUUAAUGUUACAGGAGAGGGUAGCUAAUUAAAAGAAAUGGUUAUGUACUGUCAUUUUUAUUCUGGAUUUGAUUUGAUAUGGCAAAAAUCAAUUUGCCAUGGCAGUUUCAGGACUUAUGUGACAGCCAGAGAAACACAACAUUUACACAAGGAACCCAGUUGCCUUAAAAGAGCCCCAAAUCUGACUCAUCCUUAAUCAUCUCAGUUGGUAACGUGCAUGGCGGGAGCAGGGGGUGAUGAGAAGGGAGAAGAGAGGAAGACUCUCUCCCUCGCUUUCCUCCUUCCCAUCAUACCCUGUGUAUCACUAGGGAGAGAUAGUGAGAGAUGACUGUGGACAAGUCAGGCCCAAGAUAGGGUUAUUCCAAGUUAACUUCCUUCUUUCAUGGUCCAGUUAUUUUAGUUUUAAACCUUGUAGUAAUAUUGUAGCAUUUUGCAGUUGUCAUUUCUUUAUUAACUGAAUACACCCAACGGUUAGCUGACAUGUGUUUGUUAACUAGUUUUUUCAUCGACAUUUCAAAGUAGUGGGUGAGGUUGAUGUUAUUGUUUUUGCAGGUUUAUACACCAAGGGCCUUAUUUACAUAAAUGUCCCAAUUGCUGAUGGUGAUUAUAUAGUAGGUGAGUAGGAUUAUAACAGUAAUAAUAAACAUCAUCAUCAUGACUAUUAUUAAAAAUAUUAUUAUUAUUAUUAUUAUUAUUAUUUUAAAAAAAACAGGAAAAAAUCAGUGUAGUUUUGUUUUGGUGGUGUCGUGAUGGCUGCGCCUUGUAACCAUAUUAGUCAUAUUUCUGAAGAAUGUGACUGAUUAAGAGCUAGGAAUCUUUUCCCUUACCAUCUUCAAUAUCUUAUCAAUCCUAUCUUAAGAACCUUUGUUGCUUCAAAGGUCAAGACCAGCUACUAAUGGCUGCAUUUGCAGAUAGCCCUGCAAUUCAAAUAGUCCUGCCAUUUAAAGACCAAAUUUUGGCAGACUGAUUUCAGGCAGAUUUGUCUAGCUAUAAAACAAGCUUUUGUUAACAACAAGAUCCAGACCAAUCCAGGAAGAGCUUGAAGUUCAAGAGAAAAAACUGCUUCUUGCAAACUAGUUGUGUAGUAUACCAGUUUCAUUUUGACUUGUGUGGUGCAAAAUAUGCAGGUUUUACACUGCUCAAGGCACUUACGCCAGCACCCAGAAGAGUCAUGUCAGUGUAAAGUUUCUGUCCCUGUCUUCAAUUAGAGAUCUGCCCUGAAUUGAGAUGUUGCAAAGGGGAGGUGUCACUGCUUUUGGCCUUUUCAAAUCUUAUUUCCAAAUAAAUGUAACCAAAACUAUGAGCAUUUUCUUUUUUGUUGCUUUUCAGUUCCUCCUCUAGAGAACUUUGUGAUGAACAGAGUUUUGGGAGAUUAUUUUGAAACCCUUAUGUACAAAAUAUUUGUUUCAAUAGAUGAAAACACAACCAUAGCAGAAGUAAGUUAAUAACCUGAUCAUCUGCGGUUCAUGUUACUGUUUUAUGUUUUGUGAUGUUUGGUUCCUCCUACUUUGUUUGUUGUUAAAGUUUUAUCAGACAUUGCAGUCAGAUUUUUAACUAAAAUAUAUGUUUGCUUCAUUUUUAGCUUGCAAAUGUUUUACAGAUAGAUUUACAGUUAGUUAAGGUACGUUUUUAUUCAGCACUGGCAAACUUGAUUUAAAUACUUUUUGAAGUAGCUGUCUAAUUAAAUCUUCAUAAUAUUGGAUAAUGUAUACUUAACGUUGUUUAGUCAUUGGUUCUUAUUAUCUUGUCUAUUUGUUUUACGAUAUUUUCUUUUCUUCACAGAAUGCGGUAUCUGUUUACAUUCGAUUAGGAUUUGCGCACAAGAAGGGUGCAGAAAUAGAUGAGUCAAAAUUACAUUCCUCAUGGACUUCGAAAAUCAACAGUUUAACCACUAAAAGGUACUCUAAACUUUUAACGAUGUUUACUAUGACAUCUUAACGGUAACUUCUCUUACUGGACAUUAUAUCAAGAACAACAAACUCUGAAAAGUGUUGGUUCUAGGGAAGGUGCAAGGAUAAAUCUAAAUGUCUUUUCAUUUUUCUCAAAGUAAUGAGCUUCUUUUCUCUAAAAACACUUCAUGCCGAUGCAAAUUGACUUGAAGUGCUGCCAACAGCAACACCAGUAUAAGUUUCCAAACACGUUUUUUAGUACACUUUUCAAAAGUCUAGUAAAUCACCAGUGUAUUAGUAAUAUGUUAACCUUUGAACAUUGAAAGUUACAACCUUAGCUUUGAAGUACUUUGCUUAGCUUUUGCAAAUUUCUCUUGUUUGACUGGGGCAAAUCCAAAGUUAGUCCCAGACCUGCUUGCAAAAAUGAUUUUUCUUGGUCCUCCCCUCUUAUCUCAGGAUCUGGAUCUGCAAACAAACGUUGUUAUUCAUUGUACUCUUGGUUGAACAAAACAACUUUAUCCCUGGCUUAAUUUUGAUUUUCCUCUACACUUAUCAUAUACAUGUACUGUCAUACAUAAUUAUAAUAUACAUGAAUAACAGAAAAUGAACAUUGAACAAGAUGUUUAAGAGAUAUAAUCUAAAAUGCUCUUCGAAUUGCAUGUAAUUAGCAUUUUAAAGAACAUUCUUCUUCUACGGAUUAGAAAAACAACAACAACAACGAUAAUAUCUUGUUGACGUAGGUCAGUCUAUGUUAGCUUAGAGCUGAUGUGGAACUACAAUAAACAUACCACUAUCUAAUUUAGUAAUUACAAAAAAUGAAGGGUAUAAAAAUCCAUUGGUAAGUUAAUCAAGCUAAAGCUCCAAUAAUAAUCUAAAAUUAUUCAAAAUUCCUAAAAUUCCUUUAAAAAAACCAAAAUCAUUGACAGUACCCAAAAAUAUCUAAAAUUGCUCAAAUCCUUAUUAGAAACAAGGGCAGAUUCAACGGAUAUAUAGAGAGAACGAAGUUCUUGAUCGUGACUUUUUUUCUGGGUCUUACUCUAACUACUGUUAAAUUAAUUCUCUCCCUGAGUAUCUUUGAAAGUGAAUAUACAAAAAUAGGAAAAUCUGUUUUCUGAUUAUGGUCGUUCACCUUUAUUUGCAAACACCAGGUAUGGAAGCAGAGAAGACUUGUUGACGCUCGAUCUUAAUAACCUCCCUGAGAAAUCAAAUUCAUCAACAUCAACCAUAUCAGUGAACGGCGCUGAAGAAACAAAUGGCGAAUUCGUUUCCAAUACACCAGGUAUGUCGCCUGAGCACACUAGGCUGAUUUAGCAACAGAACGGGAACGAUUGAAGAUUGAAGACGGCGCGCGCAAAUCAAACAACUGGCUUGACCAAUGGCAGAGCGGCAAAUUGAGCAUCAGAAGUCGUAUUUAGCCCUUUCCGCGCGCUUUCCCGUCGUCAACUGACGUUCCCGUCCUGUUGCUCAAUCAGCCCACUAAUGCUAGUAGGACAUCAGAUUUCUGUUUGAAGGCUGCAACUUAGUUAACAUAAAAAAAAAUAGCCGCAAGCUCAGCAAGCUGUCCAUUGGGGGAGAGUCGCGAGGAUUCACGUGAAAUGUGCGCGCCAAAGGAGACGCGAGUGCGACAGGCUCGCUUCGCUCGCAGGCUACCAAAAAACCUACGGUGACUAUCGAAUAUUUUAGCUAACUGUUACCGAGCUUACGUUUUUCAGAAACGAAGGGUAUUCAUCAAAAGAGCAACUAAGUUGAUUUAUUUCCAUCUUUCUAGUCAGUGAUCUAUCUAUCUAACCGUUUUACUUUGCGGUGCUUUGUGUUUGUUUGUUUGGAUUUUUUUUGUUCUAUCUAGACUUCGAGUAGUCCCCCAUUUUUCCUCAGGGAUAGUAGAGCGAGCGAAACGCGAGCGGGCGUGACAAUCACCCCACGCGAGACUACUCGUAGUCUAUGGUCUAUCGUGAUGUGUACUUUGAACACGCAUGGGAAACGUUACCCAAUCUACGUUACUUUCUCUCUUUCAAUUUCUCUUUUUUUAAAGCCAACCGUUACACGUUCUCUAUUGUUACCUCGCUGUAGUUAUAUGAAUAGAUAGGUGAGAGUAAAGCCAUUAUUUUAUUUUCUUCAUUUGAAAAAAGGCGGCAUGGUGUAUCCCACGGUGAGUUUAGUUUCAGAGAGGGGUGCAUCGUUAUUAGCGAGGAUAUUGUUCCUGUGGAAAUAGCUCUGGAUAGCAAUUAAGUACUUCACAGAUAACACGUUUGUUCCCCAAUCCAUCUAAAGUACGUUUUUCGGCAAUUUUGUAGUGCAUCUCUAGUCCCUCCUUCAACGCUGCUUCCAUUUCUUGAAUGCGUGCUGCUUUUUUAUAAAAGACAGCUUGUUCGGUCUUCACCAAGACUUUCCAUCGAUGAUUUUCCUCUAACUCUCUCUCGGCAAUGCUUCCUGCUUUCAGCAGCAAUUUUUCUCCUUUUUCAAAGUUACCGUUUUUGAUUUGGCAUUUUCCGUAGUUUUUUAGCAUUAAAAUGCUUUCCUUUUGGUCAUCUGUCUUUAGUUCUCUCAUCAUAUCAAAAGCCAUUUGAUAAUACGCAAGUGUUACAUCCAGAUAGCUUUCAGUUUCGUCAGAAGCGAAAAGAAAAUCUGCAAUAUCUUUGUAACACUGAGCCGUCAUUAAAUGGAGACCGAGUUGCGUCUCAAAGAUAUCCAGUGCUCGCUUGUAUUUGUCCAUCACGUCACCGUAUUUAUGGCAGCGUCUUGCGUACCUCCCAGCAAACAGUAGGGUUGCUGCAGUUUCAGGAUGAUCAGGAUAUUUUUCUUCGCAGAUGCGUAGUGCUGUUUUAUAUUCCUUGUUGGGUCCUUUGCCGUUCCCCUCGGAAAUGUAGCGGGCGUAACUUUGACGAUAGAAUACUUCUGACAACGCCUGAGUCUUAAACUCAUGUUUAUAUUCCGAAAAUAGCUGGUUGGCUUCCUUCAUGUAAUCACUGUAUUUUGAUUUCUCUCCUUUCUUCCUCAUUUCAUGUCCAAGAAGGCACAAAAGUUCAACUCUUUUCACAGGUUGCUGUAUUUCUGGCUCAGGUGACGUUAAUAAACUUUCCAAGAUCUGAAUGUAAAAGCUUGGUUGCAGGCACUUUUCCAAAUACAUACACUUUUGGAGGAAAUCGUCAAGAAAGGUCUCACAAAUUUCUACUGUGGCAUGCUCCUGGCUUUGUAUUCCUCGAAUGUAGACCUGAAGGAAGUGCUCAAAAUUAUGCCUUUCCUCGGUGAAAGAAUCGAUGGCUGCUUUGCAAGUGUCCUUGCUCCAAUACUGUUUAGCAUUGUUAUCAAUACGAGAAAUAAAAUGUGCGCAAGCCAAUUUUUCGCCUUCAGUCAAAAGGUUCGGAUAGAUCUCUCGACUAAACUUCCUUGAAAAUGCUUGAAUAAGUGAAUGAACUUGGUAUCUCUGAAAACUUGGCUUCUCUAAGAGAGAUCUGUCGAUGAGCUCGUAAAGAAUUAAAGAGGCCUGCUCCCCUUCGGUCGUCGAACAUUUUUUACGAAUUAAAAACUUUGCAGCCUCGUCAUUGAAUGAACCGGGAAAGCUGCUUAGCAGUAUUAGAGCUUGUUGCUCGCAUGUAUCAAGGGCUACCAUGGAGAUAUUUAUUGAUUUUUCAACAGAGGUUUCUUUCGUCGGUCUCCGAUUAAUUUGAAGAACCGCAGUGGGUUCUGUUUCAAGUUGCCUUACUAGUUCGUCUUCCGUGUAGACACCUUUUGAAAGCAAGGAGCCAGCAAUACGAAGUGCUAAAGGGACAAAACCACACAAUUUAGUCAAUUGUUCCGCUUUAGAAAGACAUUCCUUGAAAGAAUCAGUAUUGUUCAUCCGACUCCACAGUACCUGCUUUGCCUCUUCAGAUGGUAAGUGACCCAGCCUGACAAUCCUACUUUGUAUGAUACCUUCACCGAAUUCUCUUCGAGAGGUUAUAAUGAAAGUGAUUCUUUGUCUUGAAUAUGUCCUAAUAUCACUCAAGAACUUCAAAAAUUCCUCACACUCAUGAUCCACAACGUCGUCAGCGUUGUCGAGGACGAACGUAACGCUUGCCUUUAAUUGCUUACUCCAGGUGAAAAGCCAGUGUUGAGGAUUAUCUGGCGAGGUGUGAUUACUGCAUGCAAGAAGCAUUAGUGUUUCUACAUCGCGUGAUGUUUUCUUGGAUGUUAAAUCACAGAACAGAACUCUCCUCCCAUGUUCUUGCACGAGUUUGUAGGCUGCUUUGAUUGCAACAGUUGUCUUUCCAAAUCCUGGGCCCCCGGUUAUCACUACAGCGGCUUCUCGUCCACUUUGGAUAACUUCAAUGACUUCCUUGAUUUGUUUAUCUCGCCCGAAAACACUGACAACUUCGUCUGGAAGGUAACUGUCGGCAGGCUCGGACUCAGUUCGUGGUUCUGAAACCUGAAUGUUGGAAAGCCUUUCUUUCAUGAGUUGCUGUACAUCUCGUUCUACGUUCCCUAAUCGUCCGUUUAAUUCUAAUUUCCAUCGUUCAUUGGCUUCCCUCACCUUGUCAUAAGUGCAAUGAUUGAUGGGUUCAUUAUGUAGACGGUCUAUCUGUUUUUGGUCGAAACCCAAGUUUACUAAUGCCAAAGAAAUCUUGGUCCACAUGUCUUCAAAGGCAUCAUUAGGAAUGCCUGUGGAACAACUGUGGGAAAUUUCAUUUCGAAAACAUCUAAUACGGAUGAGAUUAGCUAACGCCGAUUGGUCACUCUCUUCAGGCAUUGUGUUCCAUUUAGAUCCGGCAUCCGUCGGAUCAAGAUAGAUUUCGCGUAUCAAGAAAUGCAAAAGCGUCAUGUCAAACGUUUCCGAUGUGGGACUACCAUCAGAUGGAAACAACUUUUUCCACUGGACAUCUCGAAUCAAUCCUCUCUUCUUUCCUUUCUCGAGCUUAUUUUUUUCUCUACUUAAUACUUGCGGAAGUGUUCCAGGUGGAUGAAACGAGUCGAAAUAAAUUCGCGAGACGUAUGUACCUCCGUCAAUCAGUAAUCGUAAUAUUUUUGUACCAUUCGCUUUUUCUUCCGAUCCUUCGAGUACAUUGGAACAGGCCAUUUGGAAUGAAUGACUGAAAAAAAGACGACGUUUGUUAUUGUCUUCGAAUUAAUUCCACGAAGUUCUUUGACUUGCAUUGGGUGGACACCUCCUCCAGACGAAUUGAAUCGUCACAGUAUGAGUUCAAAGAUCGUUGCUGUGUUUUUAGGCAAGAAGUUUUUAUUUUCUUCCCUUGAAUACAGAUGCGUUGUCUACUCGUUCGUUGAACCAACAAUCAAAUGUUUUGCAGGUCGAAACUUCGUCACCAAUAUCAAUGUGACUCCGUAGUGAUAAACAAAAUUCCAACGCCCUUAGCAAGAAUAGUUUUGGUCAAACUGUCAGGGUUGGUUAGCAACCAACAAAUAAAUAUAAUUCGGUCUAGCAGUUUUGAGUGAUGUCCAAAAACUCUUGCUGUGUUUUUGCUCUUUUUUUUCACUCUUUGUGGUUGUUUAGAUCUUGUUGGCAUUUAAACCACGUUUGAGUAAGCUCAUUCAUUUUGAAGACGUUUGACUUUCCACAAAUCAGCCAGUUUUCUAGAGUUUUCUCUAUUCUUUUCAAAUUCAUGAAUUAUAUUAACAUUUCCGGGAAUAACUACAGACUAAACAUUUCUUUCUGGGAAAUAGCUGUUGAUAUGAGUAGAUUAGCAUAUCAUUGUCCAAGCAAAACCGUUAGAAUAAAUUCCUUUAGCGGCUACAACCUGAAGGCAGAUAUUCGUUACUUUUAUUCGUUACUGACAUUUCGUGCCAGUCUGUCGAAGGCCUUACAAAAAUAAAAAAGACGCUAUUCGAGCGUAUAUUUGGACGUCGAUGUAUUAGGCGUGUGUGAAGUUUUUUUUAUGUGUAUUAGGGAUGUGUGAGUAGUGCAGUAGCACUGUAUACUUUAGGAGUUGGUCGAUGCGUGAAGUGGAAGGCGUGGAGUUAUAUUGGACGUGAAUUGGUAAGAUAAUGGCUGUAGUUUGUUAGUCAGUGAGACUGGUUUCUCGUAGAAUUUAAUAUGAAGUAACAAAAAAUAAUUAUUUGGGGAGGUAAAAGUGAUUUUAGGUGUUGCAGUGAGGUAGUUGUGGAAGUGCUAAUUUGGUUAUGAAGGGAUAGUGAAGUUCCAGUGUGUUGAAAUAAAGUGGUAAUUGUGAAAAGUCUUAGCGUAUGAAGAUCUUGAGGAGGGGUGGGGGGGGCGCUGAAAUUUUGUAUGUGUACUCGGAGGCUUUAAAAAAUUGGUGAGGUCAAGGGGAGGGCGUAAAAUUUGGCUAUAGAACUAAGGGCCUGAUUACAUGAACCGGGCUGGCUCGCUUUGCAGAGAUCCCCGCACCUUAGUUAAACGCAACAAAAAUCAACUUUGCAUUUAUAUGACAACCGAGCCAGCCAGCCUGUUUUGCUGGGAUCCCAGUAUUGUAAAGCUGGGAUCCCGGGUGGAAAUCCACACCGUGUGCUGCGGGGACGAUUAUUUUCCAAAGGAAAAUUUUAAAUUAUUUGAUAGUUUGUUUCACUUAAACUACCUUGUUUUUCCAAAAAGUUUGUUUUCUAUUGCCGAUUUGUUUGCCGUGCUUUAUCUGUGGGACGUAUGAAACGAAAAUAAAUGCUGUGUUGUGACACAGCGCGCGAAAGACAUUCGCGUCGUUUGGCUUGAUACGUUCGCACGUAUUGUGUGCCUAUUGCAACUUUGAAUCAAAACAAGCGAACUCAAUUACUCUAUUUGGGCGACGCCCAAAUAAUAAAUCAAUAAAAGCAUGACGUCGUAUGUCUUAGGGACGGGUGGAUCAUGCGAAAAAGGAAAAAACCGAUCAUCAGAUAGCAAACGUAACAUUGUCAUGCAGGAUAAGCCCUCUUGGUAAGCUCUUGGUUCUGUUAUUAUUGUCAGCCGUUUUAUAAAGUUGGAAUUUAUUUAGAGCAACCAAAAGUUUGGCAGUCACUGUUGCUGCUAUUGAAUUAAAGUGCUUCAAGAGAUUCGGAAAACGUUUGCUUUAUUGCUGACGAAAGUUGGUUCCUUAUUAAGAUAUAUGUAAAACUUGAAUUUACACUGUUUCGAUGGGAAAUGGUGCUUGUAAUUAACACGAGCUUGUUGAAGUUUUCUUUUGAUAUCCAGACUACGAGUAGUCCAAUAUUUUUUGUCGGGGAUAGUGGAGCGAAGAGAAGAGAGGCGCAUUCAAGGGAGACCGUAGCCUGCGAGCAAGCGCUCCAUUUCGAGUUGUGAGCGAAGCGAGCCGCGCUAGAACUAGGCUCAGUCUCCAACCGUAGGAGUCUUGAUGCGUCCGCGAUUCCGUCGGAGCCUACGCCCGAACGCGCGAGCGAGUUUCCCGACCCUCACUCUCCGCGCGUCUCCUUUAGCUUGCCGCUCGCGCUUGACCUCUCAUGACAUCUCCUACAACUACAGACUAAACAUUUCUUUUUUAGGAAGUAUCUCUAUACAUUUAUUUGCAGAGCUGGUAACAUCUGAAAUAACUUAGAUGUUAAUUUAAAAGCCUGCUCCUUGGUCAGAGGUUUUAAAAACUUAAUGAAGGAUCGUUUACUAUCUCGACAGUAAUCUUAGUUUGAUAUAAUUUAAUAAAUUUUUAGUAGUUCAUGUAGAUAGUGACUGGAGAGUUACUAUUAAUGUUAUCUAUCUAUCUUUCCCCGAGAGGGAGAGCGUUCUCGUGGCACGCCCGUAUUUUUCGCUCUUACCUGCUUUUCUCGUGAUCUGUAAGGGUCUGCGGAGUAGGAUUCGACGGUCUGUUACACGAUCAAAAAGGAGGAAAACAAUCUUUUUGUUGUUUUUUUUUUUUGCCACUCAAAGAUACAAGGUUCGUACAGAGUCUGCAAUUGUUCAAUGGAAAGGAAAAACCAAACCAGUUUUCCAGACUUGCGAAAAUAGUAAUUUAAUUUUCAUAGCUAUGCUGCACCUCUAUUGCACACGCCUAGGACACUAAGAUAUGGGUGAAAAUAAUUUCCGCAUCUGCGAAGAAGUGCAGUAGAUGCAGGACUUCGUCGCUGAAGGGAAGAAAGAAGGGGCAAAAAAACGAAAAUUUGAAAUUGACCUCUUGGGGCAUGAAAGCUUACGAAAGCGAUCUGAUUACGGCAUAGCUUAAGAAUACUACGCUCAAUACUCAGGGGUGAUUCGAAAGUCCCUAGACGGAAACGUUAAUUAACGCUGCGCGCGAGUCCAUUUCGGCGCAAAUAUGUCAAUGAAAAUAAUAGAUUUUCUUUUCAUGCUUGCAACAAGUGCUUAAUUGUUAAGUGAUUUUUUUUUUCCAGUAGCCUAAUAGUUUUAAAUCUUUCCUUAAUCUGUAGCCAAUGCAUUCGAUCGCAGAAGAAAAGUUUCAGAACUCUCUUAUGAGCGCAUUGCACUGUGGUCACUUUACGUUUGCGUUGCCUCGUGGAAAAAGUUUGGUUCCCGGGUUUUUCAAGGUUUCUAUCAAUUGCUUAUUUGAUAACCUUGUGUCUGAAAAAAAAGAAAUUAUUGUUUUGGAAAAAAGUCGUAGAAAACGUCUUGAAUUUCAGCUGCAUUCCGAAAUCUGUACGAUCUAACAUGGCCGCUUCAAGUAAAAUACACAAAUGUUACGUUUUCGUUGUUUCUGCCUUCCUAACGGAAGUAAGGGACAGCUUGUCUUUCACACUCAUUUAUUGAUUACUCGCUUUAUCGUACCAGCUGCAAUAAACCUAAAGUAGUUUCGUAAUAUACAAUAGCCAGUUAUAGUUUUUCUCAGUUUUUCCUUAAGGUCCCGUUAUAACUUGAACCUAAUAUGUAUUGUUUUUUGGCUUGUUGUAUUAUAUUUUCAGCCGAGAGUUUAUCAGGGGGAGCCUCAAAGAGAAUAGCAUUUCUAUUUGACUCCACACUGACGGCAUUUCUUAUGAUGGGAAACCUUUCGCAGGUACGUAACAGAGUGAAUGAAGACGGACAAUUUUGUAGUGCAGUCGGUUAAUUUCGCCUUGUAACACGAUUAAGCUGUUACUGUAGUGGUCCUUGCAUCAGGUUACAUACAAGUAAUUAGCGUAAACUUGUCAUAUAGAGUGUUUUCACAUGACGUCACGGCGGCCAUAUUGGUGUCCCAAAACAAUGAAACGGCGGCCAUGUUGGUAUCCUGUGGAAGUUGAACUCUUUUCUUAUGCAAACGCUCUCUUUUGUUCCAAUAAAUUUGCAUAGAUGCUAGCCACGUGAGUGAAAACGCUCUAUAGAGUUUUGUUGAUUAGCCUCUCUUUAAACAUAUCAGAAGGCUCGAAGAAUCCGUCUUCCAACUACCAUCCUUAACGUUUCACAGAAAGGCCAUUCCGAUGCUUUGGACUUGAAGAAGAGUAGUGCCCUAAGCAAACAUUGAGAAAAAAGAAUCAGAACCUUCGAGAAUUGUUUGUCUUUACAACAGUUUACCCAUAGAAAAAAAGAGGUAACGAGAACAUGUUUGCUUUUAGGGUCUUAAGAGCCAUGCUGUCACAAUGUUUGAAGUUGGAAAGCUUACUGAUGAGUCACUAGACAGCUUCCUUGGCGAGCUUGAAAAGGCAAGUAAAUAUUUUGUUAUUUGUUCAGUCACACUUAGCACUUGUUGAUACAGUUCUUUCUGCUCUGCUGGAAAACGUCGAUGCUAUCCUUUUAACGAUGCUUCUGUUAUUAGUCAGACGACCAAUAACAUCGUGACUUACGUAAUUGACCAAUCUUGAGGCUAAUAACCAGUGUUAACUGAGGAAUACCAUCAACUGACGUGAUACAACUCACUUUGACCCUGAAGAUCUGAAGAUGACUAACGCACAGGUUGUCGAAACGUCAGUCACUAUCAACAACAGUUCUAUUCAGAACUAAAUUCACCCGGACGAUCAUACUCAACCUACUUAUGAAAUGACUCGUGCGUUAAAAUAGUGUCUCAGUGUUUUGUCAUUUGUUCUUAAUUUAUUUUAGGUAGAUAGUGUUGCAGAGGGGGAAGCACAGAGAUAUUUUGAUCACGCCAUAACCCUGAGAGACACUAUUUUGUUCUUGAGGUACAACAAAGAUCUUGGCAAAGAGCCAAAUCAGGUCCCUGCUAAGGGAUUAGGUAAGUCGCUUUGCUAUUGGCCGAGAAAUAACGCGCCAUUUUGUCUACCAAUCAGAAGUAAAAGGGAAGUUAAUUGUGGCUUGCUCCCUUGCAUUUUCCCGCGCCCGGCGCCGGCUACUUCUUUCGAGAUCUGAUUGGCUCAUUUCAUUUUCCGCGUGCAUAUGUCUGCAUAAUUUACGAAAAGACAGAAGGCAAUUCCCUGGAGAACAUUGCGUGGUCUGAAUUGGGAAAACAAACAUACAAGCUAAAAAGGUCUAUCACAUCAAUUAGUUUUGAUCAACUUUUAACACUCCCAGUAAAAUCACCUUCUGUGAAUCUAACUUAAGCACUUCAGGGUUCGCCAGCUGAACAUCGCUAGCACUUACAGUACAGGGCUUAAAUAAUUUAUACUACUACAUGAGAAAUUUCUGCAAUUUGAUUGGCUGAGAGCAGUGUUAUUUCAGCUUAAUUUGAAAAACCCGCAUGUGAAAAUUACAAACCUUUUGAGGGUAGUAGUAUAAACGAAUAAUAGCAUGAUUUGUAUGUGAUAUUUGGCAUAAAUACCACUCGUGAUAUGUCAAAAUUGUCUCAAAUUUCACUCGCUUAACGGCUCGUGAAAUUUCGUAUAACAAUUUUGAAAUAUCACUCGUGGUAUUUAUGCCAAAUAUCACUACAAAUCAUGCUAUUACCUAUACUAAUAACCAUUGCUGUUUAACAAAGUCAUCUUUGAAAUCGCAACUCGUUGUUUCAAUGAUUAAAAAAUAACUGCAAACUCUGUUCGCGAUCAUUACUUCUCAUUACUUCUACAUAUAUUAUAAUAAUAUCAGUAAGUUGACUUAAGGAUUUAGACGAUUAGCUUUUUUGUGGCUGAAUUUUAACGGGCUGCGAGCGUCCGCCUUAUCUAGACUAAAAGAAAUUUGAAAAAGGACAGCACGGGGCCUACUCUAUGUUCCCGUUUUAUAGAGGAGUCCGUUAAAAAAAGUUGAAUGUACUUAUAUGAAAGUGAAUCUUAUUCUUAGAUGCAUCGGGACAAUUUUUUAAUACUUUUGGUAUAUUUUUUGCUAUUUGAACAGAUUUGUUGCGAUGUGAAAGUCUCAAUAGUUUAGAUUCUGCUGCCUGUGGUAGAGUUUUACAAAAGAAUUACAGGUAACUGUCAAAACUACUUUGUACAUGUACUUCUUGAACUCACUUGCAUACAAAAUCGACCAUGAUAUUUCUAGAAAUUUGAGAUAAUAAAUUACCGAAAAAAUAAUUAUUUUGACAACUUUUUUUUUCUCUUCUUUCGAUGACUCUUUUUUCGUUCUAACGAUUUCUAAUCUGCACGUGCGCUUAAAAAACAUGACACAAUUCUUCUAGCACGUAGGGAAACUGUUCUAACAAACCCGAUUUUAAGCCUGAGGUUGUACAGUUUCGCAAAAGUUAAGGGAGCAGUGUCACGAAAUUCAGCCAAAUUAGGUAAUUACAAAAUGCCCGUUAAAUUAAGAGAAACGUUAAAAUGACCGCUUAAAAUAUUAUAAAGGAAGGUUAAAAUAACAUAACAGAUACAACAGAUGCCACGGAUGGGCAAAACUGAAGAAGAUUGUAACGUAUUGAAAUUAGGGUUUUUGAAAACUGUUCAGCCUAACAGUUUUUCAAAGUUGAUCUCUGCUGUUUGCAACUUAAAAAAAUAAUGUUCAGGAGACAUAUUUGUUUGUGUCGACUCGAAUCUCUGAUUUUGUCAUUUCCAUGUAAUUUCUUUGCUUACUUUAAGUUCCAUAGAAAUUUAGGGCGAGUAAUUGGCAAAAUUAAACUAAAUGAACUGGACUGCCGUGACACAGCUCCUUUAAAACUUUAUCAUUCUAGGGACUCAGAUCGGGGGUUUGUAAGCGGAAUAAAAGGGUCCAGGCAAGCUCAGGAUACCGAAAUGUACAUCAUUUCACUAGUGGAAAAAUUUCAAAACGCGAACUUAUUGGAAACCAGAACGCACCAAAAUAAGUACAUAUGAAAAGAUGCAUAUUGAUUGGCCUAUAAAUGGAAGGGGGAUCAGGGAUUUAAAACCAUGAUUCUAGGUAGGUGUACAAAAGGAAAUAACACACAAACCUUUGACGGUUUUUCGUAAGGUUUGGAUUUAGAAAAAGGAAGGUAUUUUUAUCUUGAUAGCGUGUGUGUUAUCGUCUGUUUGACGAUGAAAUCGAUUUUUUUUUGCUGUUACUCUCAAUAAGUCGAUGAGGCUGAUCACUGAUCAUCGUUUGCCUUUGUCCUUAUUUUCCAGUUUAUUAGUGUCCAUGGCCCCUCUUAGUCAUGAGAUUCGCCCAGUGACCAGCUGUUGUCCACCACACUUUGGUCCAGCGGUACCUGAGGUAAACUCAGUAUGGUUCAAACUCUUCAUUUAUGAUCAAGUGAAAAGUGGCCCUCCUUCGCUUCUAUUGGUCAAGGGGACACGACUAAGAUGGCUUCCCAAGAUAUUCGAGGUAACAGCAGUUUUUGAGCAAAAAAUUUACCUUGGUUUGCAGAAAGCUGUAACAGAUUUUGUUCCACUAAGCUUUUAAGGUUUUUUGGGAGAGUACACAACUAUUCAUUUAAUUACUUAAACAGGGCAAUUAUGAGUCUUGGUCCAUAGAGUGACUUUAUUUAACCAGUGAAACGGAGACUAACUGUUAAUUCCAAAUAACUACAAGUACCCAAAAGAAUGCAACAGAAUUAGUAGUAGUCCACUAUGCAUCUCAUGGUUUAAGUAAAAUUACUCUGCUAGAAAAGCCCCAUACAAUCUACAUUAGGUGUAUAAUCUAGAAGAAGUUUCAGAGGGCGAGAGGCAUAUUCAAGGACACAAACUUUGGGAGUUUGAGCCAGUACAAAUAGACCAUUCUUGAAUAUGAAAAAAAAAAGACCCAAAUAUUCAAACCAAUAUGACACAGGAAUCAAGUAUAGCUUAAUUAUCCUGUCGCGGUAGGAUAUAUCCACUGUACCAGCUUAUAAAGGUGACGACGGUAACGAAAACUUCAAAAAAUAGAAACAAAAUGUUUCAUGGGAAAAACAACAACUCUACACGUUCAUCAUACUAUUUGCGACAUUUUUUCCCGUCCUUUGCUCAACCACAACGUAAUUCUAAUACUUAGACCUUGAACUCGUUGCAGCGACGCAAUUAUCACAACUCGCUUCCGUGGUAAAAUUGUGUUCACUCUCGUCGACGCUGUGGUUACUUAAAGAUCCUUUUUUGCUCUUUUAGUCGACUGCGUUGCCGAGAGGGCUUUUUUCAUUUCUCACGAGUUAUUCUGUGUUCGUCUUGUUUGUAGGAUUAUGAAAGGCUAAUGAUAACAACUUGGGGACACGACCCCGGGAUUGUUCCAGUUUCAAACGUUCUGUUGGCGCUAAAUGAUGCUUUGUCGCACUCUGCAGUACUUGUGCAGGUGAGCUUAGAACCGAUCUCCAUGGAAACAGAAGGGCUUUUACCAAGUGCUGGCUGUAUUACUCCUUUUUAAACCAAAAUACAGAAGGAGCUGAGUUGUAGAGAAAGAACAAUCCUCAUUUCCGGUCAUCGCCUCUCUCGAACAGAAAAGAAACUUUUCGGCUUGACAGAAGCAACGACCGGAAAUACGUCAGCGUUCUCCUACCACCGAAAUCACCGCAUUCUGGCUUGCUCGAUUUGUCGUUGUGCUCUUCUCUUUCAAACGCCUACCGCCUACCUACCGUUGUGACCUCUCCCUCAUCUUGACGUACUCUUCUGGAAUCAUUUCAGACCAUCAACCGAUUACCUAAAACAUAGCUAAAAGGGGCAUUACUACUAAUGAUUUGCGAAAUAUUUCACACUUUGAUUGUUUUUGUUUUUUUGUUGUCACAGGCUCAUGGAGUUCACACCGAGGGUGAAGUGGUGUAUGUACCUUUCCCUUUGGAUUGUAAAUACGGUGAGGGCAGGAAAUAUAUGUGAAUAAUCACAAAUAAUGCAGUGAUAGAAGACAAAGAGUUUGCCCAGUUUUAUUAGUGACCUUAAGAUCUGACAAUGGCGACGGUAGCCUGCGCUGCGGACGAAACUAAACUCUGUUUAAGUCCGUCUACGAAACAGCCCCGAAAGCCUUGUUCUGGGCCCCACCUGUGUACCAGGAUUUGAGUACGUGCCAUGAUUGGCUUGUUAAAAAAUACCAUUGUCAAUUUGCCAAUCAGGAUGAAAGGAAAUUCGAAACGUACUUCCAGUAAUUCGUUGAGUCCCUUGGGGGCUCAGAACAAGUAGGUAGGUAGGUAGGUAGGUAGGUAGGUAACCGAGGUUAAAUUACGUCUGUGACGCAGGCUAUGGCGACGGCAGCGAAAACGUCAAAAAGCAACUCACCAUUUUCACAUAGACCAUAAUUCACCUUGUUUACCCCCAAAAAAAUUUUGCAUAACUAUCGUUUUUUAUUUCUCUUGAGACGACUGUUAUACCUAGCAGAAAUUGGAAACAAUUUUUAUGCAAAAUUCUGGGGGGUAAACAAGGAGCAUUAUGGUCUAUGUAAAAGUAGUGAAUAGGUUUACUGAGCAAACUAACAACACUGCACGACUACGACUUGAAAAUGUCUAUUUCACGUUUUAUGGAGGACAUAAACAAGUGACGACGAUUUUUUUUUUCUCCCUCUGAACUUGGAUAUGGUUCAUGGGUAUUUAACCCCAGGGGAGUUCGUCUGCAUUUGGCAAAUUAAGUGAGUUGGAAUUAUCGCGAUAACGAUUGAAAAGCCGCGAAUUCUCUUUUUAAGCGGCUUUUUCCCCACCGUUGCCGUCGUCGGAUCCGGCUUAAGGUUCCUAUUAUCACAACCAGUAAUGGCGAAUUUACUUUCAACAGGCCAGCCGUUUUCUGAGGAAAAUAUGGAGGCACAUCCCACAAUUCAGAAGCUAGCGAAAUGCAUCGACCUUGAACAUACCUGUGGCUUUAUUACUAUGCUCAAACCCUCGAUCAAGAAGCAGGCGGCGAAUGCGCGCCGAAGAACCAUCUCGGCAAACUUCGGGAUGCCAUCGCCUGCUCAGUCCAAUCCUCAGUCGCUGUCGCCCCUUAUCGUCAUUAACGAUACAGAUAGCAGUACAGACUCGGCGAGCGAAGAGCAGAACGAAGAAGACGGAGCCGAUCCGUUGUCGUACAGUUCUGUUGAUGAUAUGGUAGUGGUUGGAAAGGAGAAGACGAAGGAAGCCGGAGAUGAAAGCGCUGGCAAAUGGCUGCCAUUAGAUCUCUGUUACGGCUUGCCGUUAUUUGAUGGCGAUCUGAGCAAACAAGUUUAUCAAAAGGUAUCUUUCACGUGACUUUGAUGUCAUAUUUCACAUUUUCUCAGUACCGUCAACUGCCGCUUAUAGCCCCCCUUCCCCAGCCCACCCCACUUAUAGGCCCAUCAAUCUGUAAACAAAACAUACAUCCGUUUAUAAGUCCCCACCCCCGCCCCCCGAGUAUAAGUCCCCCUCUGAAUAUGAUUAUGUUAUUGUGACGUUUUGAGGCUUUUAAACUUAAAAACCAGUAAAUACAAAAAGUAUUUUAAUCAGCACUGUUACAACUUUUUUCUAUUCCGUUUAUAAGCCCCCCGGGAUAUAUACCCCUCCGUUUACAAGCCCUCCUCCUAAAACCCCAUAAGAAAGAUCUAUAAGCCUCGGGCAGUUUACGGUAUUUCAUUUUCCUCAGUGACUUUGCUAAGACAUCAAUCCCUUUCUUUUGUUUUUGUUAGAUUUCCACAAAGGGAUUAUGUCAUGAUGAAAGGUAUCUUUUUGAUAUGCAUUUUUUCCUGUUCAUAUUUUUCUUCUCUUGAAAUCAGAAUUUGACGAAUACUUGAUAACUUUUUGUCAUCUUCAUUUUUUACGUAGCUUGAAUUCCCUUGUUCACUCAAGCCGAAAACUUACUCUACGACUUCUGGAUUUUAUUUCUAAACAUCAGGUAACAUUUACAAUCCUCCCUUGGGAAUACGUAACAAUCUUUCUGUUAGGUAACCUGCCAUUUCACAUCGCUGAUGAACGUCGAGCGAUUCGAGCGAAAUAUUCGAUUUUGUAUUUCCGCAGUUCACAUCAUUUUCAUUCUGUUUCCGCAUUCCUUUCACGGUUAAGAGAACUCAAUAAAUUGGCCUGCUCCCAAUAUAUGGGUCUUCAUAGCUCAGUUAGUAGAGCACUGCAGCGUUGACGCAGAGUCCAUGGGCUCGAAUCUCGUCGAAGUCCAGAAAUUUUUUCUGGUUAAUUUGGAAUUGCUUAAAUUGCAAUUACCGUUGCGACGAUCAUAUCUUCAUUUAAAAUACUCGAUUUUGUUUGGAAUUUUGCCGUGAGUCUUUAAAGACUCUUGAAAUUUGUAUACUGAAAAAAAUAUUUUUUCUUUCAUUUCCCCUCGGACCCUACCCCCACCUCCUUAGUUGUUUAUGUUUGUCAACACACUGUUUUCAGGGCGUACAUGUAGAAUAUCUUUAACUUUAUUUCAGUCUGUAGUUUAUUUUUGUCCUCUCUCGUUCAUCUAGUAUACCAUAUUUAUUUUUCAAGGUUAAUCCCUUUUUUGAACACGUAACGUUGAAUUUCGGGGGAUGUAACACAAAACGUGCGUAACACUCAACAAAAAAAAACUUCAUCCAGGUGUUGAUUUCGUUCGCGUACCCUUUUUUUUCAGGACGCCACUCUCUUUCAAGAAUCUACAAACGAAUUGAACUCAUUCUCGCCUCAGGGGCUUGGUUCCUCAGCCUCCGUUAUUCCAUAUCCAACACAUAACCUUUGCUUUAAUAAUGGUACGCUUGGGGUCUGGGACGGCAGGUGACAGCAACUCGUGACUUAACACUACUAACGUUUGAGCAGCGACUAUGAAAUUUGAUCUUAGUCGUACCUCUUUCAAAGGUUCUAAUUUGAACUAAACCAAUUAACAAAACGAGCGAGGAAAAAAAGCGGUUUUCAGGCCUUUGAUUUGAAAUUUCGUCCUCCAUCUUAAUUAGUACCCACAAAAAUUCUCUAUUGAAAUGAAGUAAACUGGUAAAUAGCCUUCCACGCAGAUGUGCGUUUUUCUCGUGACGCAAGUCUGUGUAGGAGGAUAACCGGUAAAAUGCAGAAACGACUUCUUGAUUUAGAAUAUUCCUACUUGAGAAAUGAAGUGAUUGCUUCAUAGGUUGCGUUGAAAAGGGUCGAGGCAAAGUAAAACUUUUGGAAAUCAAGUCUUGAUUUCAUCAGUUAAAAAGCAUAUCAGCGUACGCACCGGUUAUAUGAUUUGUUUGGUUAUCCGGUUUGGUUUUUUUUCACUCAUCUCUGGUAAACUGUAAACAUAACAAUCUACGUUGUCAUGGCAACGAACUCGGGAGUUGCUAGUCUUCCUUUGGACCCAGGUCGCCCUCUUCAACCCAAUAGAGUUCAGGAGAAUUUCAGUUUCGUGGUUUUACAAUCGCCAAAUGACGUAACACAAAAGAUGCCCAUGCCAGACAGUAGUAGAAAACUAAGAAUAAUUCCCGCGACAAUAGUUCGUCUCUUUUUCAGUUGUUUGCGCCCAUUGGCUGUUUUCAGAUCGCGUGGCAGCAAAAAAAUGAAACACUUCGUCAAUUGGUCAUUUCCGAGUUCUAACAAUCUUCACUUUCAAACUUAGGCAAAUUGGAAAACAUUUUAUGUGAAAAUGAUUUUGAUUUUUCAUAUCAAAGACUUCGAGCUGUCCCUCGGUUUGAAAAAGAAGGAAGAAGUAACUCUAUUGUUUCUGGCCUGAAAGCGUUUCUUCCAAAGGUCAUGAAAACGGUGGGGAUUUUUGACAAAAGACUAAAUAGAAAUUACAAGGAAUAUCGUUGUUAUAAAUUAAAGGUCAUGUAAAUAAGGUAGUAAUUUAUUUUUACUCUCUUGAAAUAUACAACCAAUACUUAUCAUUUUGAAGUAAGAAAUUGUAUACGGUUUAAGAAAAUUGAAAUAAAAACUCUGGGAUUUGUUGUAUUUAAUACAAGUUUUAUCGCUUUGUCUCGGUUACAAAUUUUAAAAUAAAUACCUUUACAUAAAAAUAAAUUUUGAUCGUGAAUUUUGGAUGGUCUUGUUGAAGACUGGGUGUUGUUAAAUUUUUGCACAGUCAUGAAAAUAUGGUUUAAAUUGUCGUCCUCUUUGGUAAAUUGUAAUAUUUUACGAAAGUAGAAAAUUUGUCGUAUAAAUAAAUAUGUAAUUUUGUGGCGAUACCUUUGUACAAUUUAUUCCAAAAUAAAUCCUCCAGUUUAUUUUUUAAUCUCUGAUGA